Alternaria arborescens is the source of this 1914-nucleotide messenger RNA. RefSeq lists its product as hypothetical. The record is from RefSeq and is a predicted model, not a curated record. Bases 1 to 1914 code for a protein of 637 amino acids. Lineage: Eukaryota; Fungi; Ascomycota; Dothideomycetes; Pleosporales; Pleosporaceae. The transcript has a single exon.
AUGGAACGAUUCAGGAAUCGUAUACGCGCAAAGCAUGACAACAUUGUCGAGAGGAUUCGCUUCUUGAGAGUUGGCCGACGUGGACAUAUCGACCAGGCUGAGACAACAGUCCCAAUUCCUGACGCAGUCAAUAAGUCGCCACAAUACAACCGCUUGGCUCGAGAUCGAACUAUUCGAGUCCUCGAUCUGGCUCCCGGCACAUGGGACGAACCCGUCAACUGCUCCUUGAGAACAGUUCAUCUGGACGAUGACGACCCUCGCUACGAAGCGAUCUCAUACGCCUGGGGCGACCACAACGAUCGGAAGCCAAUAAUUUGCAACGGAUGCGCUAUCACCACAACACGUAACCUGUUCGAGGCUCUACAGCGCUUCAGAUACGUCGAUACCACAAGGACGCUCUGGGCCGACGCACUGUGUAUAAACCAAGCCGAUGACGACGAAAAAACAUUACAGGUGCGGCUGAUGAGUUAUAUCUACACAAAAGCUGUUCGGGUACUUGUGUGGCUGCAACAUGAGGAUGAUCAAGUAGUCCAAGAUUCCUUGAAUGCCAUAUGUCGACUUGUAUGUGAAGAAGAUGCCUUUAGCAGAUUCGAAUCGGUGAAAGGAACAGCACCCAAUAUAUUAUAUCGAUGGCUUGAUGUAGAUGUCACUACCGUCAGCCAAAUGGAGCCUUCCGAACUUACCAAUGUCGCUAUCGAUGCUCUGGAACUCGUCUGCCACUCACCUUGGUUUGGUCGGGGAUGGGUAGUCCAGGAGGUGGCAUUAAGCACUUCGACGUCAGUGUUUUGGGGUCACAGUGAAAUCGACGUUGAGUGGCUGGCUAUGGCAGCUUACUGUGUCAGCAGUAAACAUAGUUUCAGAGUAAGCCAGGGGAUAGUCAAUUGCCAAUUUCUUCAUUUGGUGUGGAGGAAAUCACGUAGGUCCUGGGGUCCAAGGCAAUCUCUUAUCGAUCUCAUUUACUCAACCAGCGACAAGGCGUUCAACGAGCCAAAGGACAGAAUUUAUGGUUUACUGGGGCUGAAGACACUUGAGUGCGACCUUGCAAAUGGUCAGUCUUUCAUUGACCCCGACUAUAAUAUUACGACUAUGGAAUGCUAUCGCAGGGUGGCAGCGAAACUGCUCUCCGAGUGGCACGACCUCAGGGUACUUUCUUGGACGCGCCCCGUUCCAGAGUCAGCUAAAGACUGGCCAUCGUGGGUGCCAGAUUGGAGCGGAGACCCCGAUCCAGCGUUGGCAGACCUUAUAGAUGAGGAACGCCAGGAAAAGAAUACUUCGGGUCUUGUUCAAAUAUCAGAAACGGUCUUCGGUAAGACUCAGUGCAUUGAAAUCACAGGUUUCAGAGUCGGUACGAUAAACCGGGAAAUCAAGGAAUACGCCAACUUAGCAGACUAUCAGGACGAUCCUUGUCUAUUCGAAGGACUGCAAGCCUUGCUCCGCCAUCUGGAGCACAUGUACAGCCAGCAGUGUCUUGCCUUCACCUUUGGCAACGCCCUAAGGGGUCGACCACUAAACUCUACCCGUAUCGCAAAUCGUCUUAGUGAAUAUAGUGCAUUCAUGGAGAGAGAUUGUGUCCUAGAUAUCUAUUCGCCGCCUGCAGGAGCAUGGUCGGAUGAUCGCUCCGAUCGCUUCGUACCGAGCGCGGAUAUGUUCGCUUUCGACUGCGAUCUUGUGAUAAAAGAUCAUCGCCUUUUUGUUACUAGCACGGAAAUGUUAGGCAUUGGUCCUCGAGCAAUGAUACCGGGCGACGUCGUGGUCGUGUUACACGGUGGCCAGGUACCUUUCGUCCUCAGGCCUGCGGACAACGGCCUCUGGAGGCUUGUAGGCGAAUGCUACCUCUACGACGUCAACGAAGGUCGUGUUCACCGAGAAUGGGAAGAGAAAGGCAGCGUGUCUGAGAAGUUCACUAUCUGCUGA